CCUCUACAGAGAGGUGAUGCUGGAGAACUAUCAGAACCUGGCCUCAGCAGAAGUGAAAAUGGACCUUGAGACAAAAGAGACAGAACUUCAGCUGGAUAGUUAUUGGUCAGAUAUAUCAAAUGAGACACAACUGGCAAGAUUAACAAAGGUAGGAAGCCACAAUGGAGGGGAGCUCUGUGACUCUAACAACAUUGGAAAAUUCUUCAGUGAAUAUCCAUGCCUUCAGACAUAUAUGAAUAUUCACAAUACCAAAAAAAUUUCUGAAUAUAAUUGGUAUAGAAAAGACUUGCUUCCUUCAUUCAAGAAAACCUCUACUGAAGAGAAACUUUCUGUGUUGAUUCAAUGUGAAGAAGCCUUUGCUCUGAUUCGAAGCAUUCCUUACCAGAGGGCAUGCAUUCAGGACAGUUCUUUUGAAUGCAGCAGUUUUGGGAAAGCUUUUGAUAAUCGGUUGCAACUUAAGGCACACAACAAAGAUCACAGUAAAGAAAAUUUCUAUGAGUGGGAGCAAAGUAAGAAAGCUUUUACUGAAUCCACAAAUUGUUGUGCUUUAGAGAAAUGCUAUGAAGGUAAGGAAUGUGGAAAAGCUGUCACUGCACAAGCAGGCCUUACUACACAUGUACGAAGUCAUAAAAAGCAGAAGUCUUAUGAGUGUACAGAGUGUGGGAAAGUGUUUGGUAAAUGCUCAGGACUUAUUGAGCAUGUGAGAAGUCACACAGGAGAGAAACCUUUUAAAUGUAACCAUUGUGAAAAGGCUUUUGCUUCUUCAUCCUAUCUUACAGCACAUUUGAGAACUCACACUGGAGAGAAGCCUUUUGAGUGUACAGUAUGUGGGAAAGCGUUUACUCGUUCCUCCUACCUUCGGAUUCACAUGCGAACUCACACUGGAGAGAAACCCUAUAACUGUAAGGAGUGUGGGAAAACCUUUGCUGUGCGUUCAUGCCUCAAUACACAUUCACGAACUCACACUGGGGAGAAGCCUUACGAUUGUAAGGAAUGUGAGAAGGCAUUUACUAGCUUUUAUCAACUAACUGAACAUAUGAAAAUUCACACUGGUGAGAAACCCUUUGAAUGUCAGGUGUGUACAAAAUCGUUUAGGAAUUCCUCAUGCCUUAAGAAGCACUUCCAAAUUCACACUGGAAUAAAACCAUUUCAAUGUAAGGACUGUGGGAAAGCCUUCAGUGGACGGACUAGCUUUACCACGCAUGUAUUGACUCAUACUGGGGAGAAGCCAUAUGAGUGUAAGGAAUGUGGGAAAGCCUUCAGAACAUCCUCAGGCCUUAUUGAACACAUAAGAAGUCACACGGGAGAGAAACCCUUUGAAUGCUAUCAGUGUGGAAAGGCCUUUGCAUCUUCCUCGUAUCUAACUGCACAUUUGAGAACUCACACUGGAGAGAAGCCAUUUGAGUGUACAGUGUGUGGGAAAGCAUUUACACGGUCUUCUUACCUUUGCAGACACAUGAAAACUCACUCUGGAGAGAAACCCUAUGUAUGUAAGGAUUGUGGGAAUGCCGUCAAUGGGUGCUCCUGCUUUAACAGACACAUAAAAACACACAAUGGAGAGAAUCCCUACCUGUAUUAGCAAUGUGGGAGAGCAGUCAUUAGCUUAACAUAUGAAAGCUCAUACUGCUAGGAAGCCUUUUGAAUAUAAGACAUGUACAGAAUCUCUUAGAAAUUUGCAUGCCUUAAGAUGCACUUCUGAAUUCACACUGAAUUAAAAUCCUAUCAAAGUAAGGACUGUGGAAAAGCCCUUGGUGGCCCCACUAGCUUUACUGUGAAUGUACUAACUCAUAUUGGGGGAAAAGUCAUAUGAAUGCAGAGAAUGUCAGAAUACCUUCACUCCUUCCUCACAUCUUUAACAUCUAAGGUGUCACACAGAAAAGAAACCUCUUAACGGUGUGGGAAGGCAUGUUUCCUCCUCAUCUCUUAAUGCAUAUUUGAGAACUCACACUGGAGAGAAGCCCUUAGAGUAUAAAGGGCGUGGCAAAGCAUUUAGGCAUUCUUCCAUCUUUUGUAGUCAUAUGAAUGUGCACCCUGGAGAGCUUCCCAAUGUAUGUAACAACUGUGGGAAAGCCUUUACUGAGCACUUAGCCCUUACUAAACACUUAAGAACACAUACUGUAGAGAAACCCUAUGAUUAUUAGGAAUUGAGAAAGCUUUCAUUGUUCAUACUUCAGUGGAUAUAAACUGUAAAUGGAAAGAAUAUGAGAAAGACUUUACUUAUUAUUCUGAUCAUGUGGAACAUAAUAAUCACAGAGUGAAACUCAUGUAAAGAAUGAGAAAAGCCCAUUAAGAAGUAUUCACGUUUUUGAGCUCAACACAGGUAGUCAGUUGUCCCAGAAGUGGCUUAACAGAUUCACCCACAACAGUACAUCAUAACCAUCUGUAACUCUAGCUCUAGGGAAGAGCUGAUGACUCUGGGUCCUGUGGACACUUGCAAGUGCCUCACACACAGAUAUACACAUAAUUAAAAAUAAAUCUUAAAAUGCAUAAGGACCUUACACUCAAGAUGCCCCAUGAAUGUAAUGAACUUGGAAAAGUUCACAAUCUGGCAAGGAGGAGACCAUAUAAUGUAACAUGGAAACUUUCUUAUUUUCUCAGGCUUUGCAAAGUAUGUGAACAACUGCAAUAGAGCAAAACACUAUUGAUAUGAUAUGUGUAGCAGUUAUAUGCCUGCUAAAUAAUUUAAUGUUCACCUGUGAUCUCACAGUAGAGAAUAACUUCAAGAAAAGAAAUAGUAGCCCUAAAAAAUGUAUUUCACUACCUAUGUUAAAUGUGGUUCACACUGAAUACAAAUUACAUGUAUGGAUUAUGGCAAAUGUUUCCAUAUGUUCUCAAAUCUCAAGUGCUCACAGAGCCAUGGAUUUUAGGUGUUUCUAUGGAUGUACUUGUGAUGUUUUGAAUACUUCAGUGUAUAUGUACUAAUGA
This is a messenger RNA of Cricetulus griseus (Chinese hamster), 2925 nucleotides long. The record is from RefSeq and is a predicted model, not a curated record. Lineage: Eukaryota; Metazoa; Chordata; Mammalia; Rodentia; Cricetidae.